AUGGUCGACCAACGAAACGUAACAAGAGCCGCAAUCGCCGCAGCGAAGAAGUCGAAAUCAUCAUUGAGUGGUCAAGACGCGAAUGAAAUACAUAGGUUGUUAGUACCGUUGCCGGUAGUCAGCAAGGAAGGUGCAGCAGGUGAUUGGAGUGAAGUACCAUCAGACCCUUUGAGUAUAACUCAGGAUGAUUGGGAAUCAGAACCGAACAACUAUAAAGAUACGGUUCCGGGAGACGUACCCGUCGAAAGCCGUGAGGAUCCUUUAGUGUUCAAUGAUGAGGAAGAAAACACGAGUGGAAAGGAAAAGCAAGAUGCUGUUGAACCGGACUUCAUAGAGUUCAUGAAAGCCGUUCCAGAUGUUGGAAAGACUCCAAUUGAUCUGAUAUCAGCAUUGUUGGAGCAAGCUUUGGCCGCCCAAGUAUCGGGAAAUAUAGUUAUGGCAAAUGUUUUUCUAAAAGCCAUCCGCGAAUUGGAUCCUAAGAAGCAACAGAACUUCGGUGUGGCAUCAGUGGAGCCAGAAGAAGAGACGAAUGAUGGAGCAACUCGUCAGUUCCCCAUCCAGAUGUCACUUCCUUCUCAAACCAGAUCGACUGUGCAUAGACUCACGACCCAGCAGUUUCGUUGUCGCCCCGCUUCAGUCUUCUCUUGUCGGCAAUUCCCCCGGUGGUAUUCAUCCCGACCCGAUCCAUCAGCAACCGGUGUGAAUAUUAACCACGCCGAACCUGUCAAACAACCAGUCGCUGCCUCAUCGUCAUCCCAGGCUCCCCAAGAAAACUCUUUGGAAGAAACAGAGCGUCCGAAACCACCUCCUUACCUUCCCCGUCCCCUGGGUGUCGAGGAUCCACCUAGUACACGCCCCCGAACUGAAGAAGAAAAGUUAGCUAAAUUGGUCGAUGAGCAGGCGAGGUUGCAAGAACGUAAACACCUGUUAAUCAUGGGCUUUAUCUGUUUUUUUUUUUUUUUCAAAUAUCUCAGAAUCGACCAUCUAAUCACAAGACAUAUUAAAUCUGACCAUUCAUUCUUGUACAUACAUAAUGGAAACAAAUUGUGGACGGCUCCACCCAGUUUGAUCCAAGACCAGCGGGCCUUAUAUUUCCCGAAUAUUAGUGGGAUCGCACUUUCCAAUAAAGAGACAAAACACACCACUGAUAUCUUCACAGACAAAGUCUCGAUCUUGGCUGUCGAGAGUACCAGGAUGUCUGAGGAACAUACGAGGUCAUUUUACGGAGAGCCUCUUCGAAUGAUGGCCGAAGAAAGUAAUUUGCAGCUAGUCAGAUUAAACGUUCAAGAAAAUCCACUGAAAUCGUGGCUGGUCAGCUUAUUCAUCAACAACCUACGAAAGACGGUACCCACAAAACAGCACUCAGGAUAUAUUCUAACAAAUCAAAGCUUGGAGUAUGUACGAGAGCCGUUAGGGAUGGUAAACAAGCUACUGGGAUAUGUCUACUUGGUCGAUUGGAAUAAAAAGGUUCGAUGGGCCGGCUGUGGGUUCUCCAAUGCCGACGAAGUUAGUGCAUUGUUUUCCGGUACUAGAGCGUUGUUAAAACGAUUUGAAGACAAUGAGAAAUGA
This is a messenger RNA of Puccinia triticina, 1569 nucleotides long. RefSeq lists its product as uncharacterized. The record is from RefSeq and is a predicted model, not a curated record. Gene Ontology annotation, biological process: mitochondrial proton-transporting ATP synthase complex assembly. The transcript is spliced from 8 exons. NCBI's taxonomy places the organism in Eukaryota, Fungi, Basidiomycota, Pucciniomycetes, Pucciniales, Pucciniaceae. The coding region runs from base 1 to 1569 and encodes 522 amino acids. Gene Ontology annotation, cellular component: mitochondrial inner membrane.